This is a messenger RNA of Phanerochaete carnosa HHB-10118-sp, 2937 nucleotides long. RefSeq lists its product as uncharacterized. Gene Ontology annotation, cellular component: mitochondrion. Gene Ontology annotation, biological process: mitochondrial respiratory chain complex I assembly. The transcript has 11 exons. The coding region runs from base 4 to 996 and encodes 330 amino acids. Lineage: Eukaryota; Fungi; Basidiomycota; Agaricomycetes; Polyporales; Phanerochaetaceae. The record is from RefSeq and is a predicted model, not a curated record.
AAGAUGUUCGCUAGAGCGGGCUGUGGCGUGCGGCGUGUACUUGUAGCCCCGCGACGUGGAUAUGCCUCUAUUUCGCCUGCCGUGAACCCCGGCUCUGUAGGGCCGUUUCAAGUCUUUGACAGAAAGGUUAAGGCUCUGCAGAAGGACCGAUCAGCGAUACUUGAAGAUGGCAAGCGCAGUCGGACUGUGGAUUACAUCCGGGAGGAGGUCGCGGACAGGAUGAUAGAGCGACUGCUAGACAUCAAGCGUAGAUACAACGCUAUCUUGGACCUAGGUUCAGGUCCAGGCCACUUGUCAAAAAUGCUCGAGCCACACAUGACUCGAAAGGUCGUUAUGCUUGACUCCAGCGAAAAGCUACUCAAUCGUGACCCGGACUCCGAGUUCGAAGUGGAAGUGGAACGUGUACACGGAGACGAAGAGCGACUCCUAGAAAGCAUACCAAGGAACUCGCAAGAGGCGAUCGUGUCGUGUAUGAGCCUGCACUGGGUGAACGACCUUCCUGGAAUCCUGGUGCAAAUCAAAGAGGCCCUACAGCCGGAUGGCGUAUUCCUCGGAGCUCUUCUUGGAGGUGACACUCUCUUCGAGCUAAGGACAUCAUUGCAGCUGGCAGAAGCUGAACGAGAAGGCGGUAUAUCACCACAUGUCUCUCCUAUGACUGACUCCAGGGACAUGUCAAAUUUGAUGGGCCGAGCCGGUUUUACGUUGUUGACGGUGGAUGUUGAUGAAGUCAAGGUCAACUAUCCGUCAAUGUGGGAGCUCAUGGAUGACCUGCGUGACAUGGGCGAGAGUAACGCGGUUGUCGGACGUCGUCAUAUUAUCCAUCGCGACACUCUUGCUGCCGCUUCCGCGAUAUACGAAGCAUUGCACGGAAACGAAGACGGUAGUCUGCCCGCAACUUUCCAGGUUAUCUACGUGAUCGGAUGGAAACCAGCACCGAACCAGCCCAAAGCACUAGAGCGAGGCACCGGAAAGACAAGUCUCAAAGAUGUUUUGUAAUGUCAAUAGGUACACAUAUCGCAACUAUGAUUCAGGCUGUUCUGAAACCUCUAGAUGAGCGUCGACCAUUGUAAUUGCGAGACCGUUCUCAGUCGUUAUUUCGGUGUCCUGGGGCGCCGCUACCGAAAUGCUCAUCUCACCUCCCUCAGCCUCUACGUCGGCAUCUGUGACCUCGUCAUUCUCGACCUCUUCGCGCAUUUCUUCGUCGUCUAGAGCUAAUGCAUCAAGAAUUACCCGUCUUGACUCACUGUCGAGCUCGGCGUGGUCUUGUCCAUCACCAGUUUCCGGCUGCUGAGACCCACGCGCAGCGCUCCCACGUCUGCUAUCUUUGCCUUUUUCGUUGAAUUUUCGCUUAGGUAUAAUCUGUUCGAAAGCAGUUUUCCAGUCUCGCGUCUCGACCCACUCCAGUAGGAUCUCAAACGUCUGGUUAACCGUUAGGACCUUCCUCGUCUUCAGCUCAGCCAGGUAUGUCCCUAUCGGGAGUCGAGCCGUGCGUAUGUGCGAGGCCUCCGCUUUAUUGAGGCAUAGAUUCUUUAGAGAAGGUCAGCUCUCGUCGACAGUAAACAUUGGACACGUGUACCUUGUAGCGGUUAUGGUCAACUAUUCCUCCAAUGAUAUAAGUUUCGCCUUCCUUCAGUUCCGUAAGCUCAUAUGUACUGUCUGCGGUAAGGUAGAUCACGCUUUCUCGAGAGGCAGUCUGCGGAUUCUUCUGGAGUUUCAGAGUAUUCUUCUCCCUUUCCCUAUCCCCGGCCCCCUGUUCGCUUGCCUUCUCGUCGCUCACAGCUGUGGCUUUUUCCUCUGUUUUCCUUUCCCAAAGCCUCUCAUAGCCCUCAUGCCACCAUUCGGUCUCUCUCCACCGUCUAUAGCCAGCAUCGCUCAUAGACUCUAGUCGCGUGUGUGUCCGUCCACCGAGGCUUGUGUACAACAGCGCAGCAAACGGGUGCGAUGCUUUCUUGUUCGCGUUGUAUGUGUACCCAAGCUGGUUCGUUAACGACUUGACUUCCUGCAAUCCCUCUCUCGUUAAUCGCCUUCUCAGCAACACACGCGCGGAGUCCUCACGUUCUCGGUCAUCAAGUCGUCGAACCCAAGGUCGACGAUAAUCCGCGCCUGGAAGGGGGUCCGCGGGCCCUCAGUACGAGACUUCUUGCGGGGCUGCUCGUCGCCGUCCAACUCGCCUGCCGCUCGCUUUGCCGCGAGCUCGCGCUUCUUCUCUUUCUUUUUCUCCUUCUCGUACGCUCGCCGGUCCUUUUUCUGCUCAGCCAUGCGCGUGGCCUUCGCGAGUUUUUUCUGAGCAUUUUUCGAGAGAGGUUGAGACUGCUGGGAUGGCGGGGGCGCCGGAGUGGUGACGGAGGCGCAAGACGCGUCGGCGGGAAUGGUAGCCGAGGGAGAAGCAGUCGUCUCUAUCGUCUGCGCGUGUGGUUCUGCUGUCAUUGCCCAAAGCAGGUUUUCAAAAGUCAAGCUUCAAGCUCAAGAGGCAAGAGGCCGAAGAGAAUAUAUCGGAAUGCGGAGCGCUGAACGCUUUGUGCAAUGACGAUAUGGGGAAAGAGGGAGGCAAUUGAUCGCGCUCGUGGGCUCGUGAGUAGCAUCGAUACAUGCCCAGGACUUCACAGCUCUUCCUCCUCUUCGUCGGUCUUGCUGGCCUUUGGUGCUCUUACUCUCUCUUCUCCAGGACUUCCGGCGGUAUCGAGACUGAACCUAUGGCAGCGCUGCAGCCACUCAAAGUUCUGAGCGUUGCAGCUCGUGCGAGGCACAGCGCGACCGUGAUCUUCGUGCAUGGCCUGGGAGACAGCGGCUAUGGCUGGCAGCCAGUCGCAUCCAUGUUUGGCAGCGUUCCUGCCUUGCAGCACAUUAAAUGGAUAUUGCCACACGCACUGCCAAUGCCAGUAACUGCAAACGGCGGUAUGGUCAUGCCGUCCUGGUGAGUCCCAUAGGGUCUCACCU